Molecule: messenger RNA, 507 nt
Organism: Prunus armeniaca (apricot)
Lineage: Eukaryota; Viridiplantae; Streptophyta; Magnoliopsida; Rosales; Rosaceae
Source: the annotation of a GenBank genome assembly
AUGUCAUACAUGGGCCACCAUGGUCGUCCAACCAUAAUUCUUGAAGCGGUUGCUUCUUACGACACAUGGAGCUGGUACGCCAACUUCGGAAUGCCGAGAAUAUAUAAUGACCUCAAUGUACUAUGCAAGUCACCCAUUUUUUAUGACGUCAUUCAAGGACGUGCUCCAUGGGAACAAAAACAUCAAUUAUUCUCUAGGAUGCAAGAGGCGUAUCUUGUCGCGAGUCCUGCUCUCCAAUGGUACGGAGAAGACAUUUGGGAGGUAUUGAAGAUUUGCAUAAUUCUUCACAAUAUGAUUAUUGAAGAUGAGCGUGACCAAGACAACAUAACUCUUGCUGAGGACACACCAUAUCAUGUGGAGGAGGCUCUGGUACCGCAUGAACAUAGAUCACGCAAUAUACAAUUAGAAUCUAUUAAUCGGAGCAUAAUAAAUUAUCUAACUUCCCACUACAACCUUCGAUCUGAUAUCAUUCAACACUUGUGGGAGCAAUAUGGAACAGAACUUUAA